Molecule: messenger RNA, 2055 nt
Organism: Lycium barbarum (goji berry)
Lineage: Eukaryota; Viridiplantae; Streptophyta; Magnoliopsida; Solanales; Solanaceae
Product: WUSCHEL-related homeobox 9-like
Exons: 4
Coding region: 685-1779 (364 amino acids)
Biological process (GO): regulation of developmental process
Molecular function (GO): DNA binding; DNA-binding transcription factor activity
Source: RefSeq, a predicted model, not a curated record
CUCUCCAUUAAUACUCCCUUUCUCCAUAUAUGCAAACCCCAAAGUUACAAAAAAAACAUCAUAACUCAAAAAUAUGUAAAACAAAGAGACAAUCUCAUCAGACUUCUGAAAAAAUUAAACCCCACAAAAUUUUGUUUUCUCUCUCUUUUCCAUCUAGCUCAAUUAUAUCACUUUCUUUUUUAUUUAAUUCAUUUUCAUUUUUCUUGCAUUAAGAGCUUUCACUGUCUUCACUCUGAUUAUGAUUCUAAUAUAAGCCCUGGCAUGUGCUACUUUCAAUUUUCUCUUAGCUUUCUCUUCCAGGGUGGAAACUAAUUGGGCUUUUGUACUUUGAGUAGUGAACAAGUAUUUCAGUCUGAAAAUUAUUGUAAACAAGCUAUAAGGGUAUGGGCCUUGUACUAGAUCUCUAUCUUUCACUUUACAUUUAAUUUGAUUUCUAUUUUUGUUUACCAUUUAACAGGCGAUUCCUGUUUUGGGUUUUGUCUUUUUUAUUUCUCUAAUUUGCUUUUUCUUUAAUACUCCACAAUUUUCAUUUUUUAAUUUAACUAAAAACAGGAGUAGGUAUAUAUGGAGGCUAUAUAAGAAGAGUGUUAGGGUUGCCUAGACUACAAAGAGUGCUAAGAGGGGUUGUUUUUCUUUGUUCAUCAUCAUCUUUAGAGUCUUUUCUCUCUCAAUCAAAUCAUCAAUAUGGCUUCAUCAAAUAGACACUGGCCUAGCAUGUUUAAGUCCAAACCCUGCAAUUCUCAUCACCACCAAUGGCAACAUGACAUCAACUCUUCUCUCAUUCAACAAAGAGCCCCAUGCAAUCCAGAAGAGAGAAGCCCAGAGCCAAAGCCAAGAUGGAAUCCAAGGCCAGAACAAAUUCGGAUACUCGAAGCUAUCUUCAAUUCAGGAAUGGUGAAUCCUCCAAGGGAUGAGAUAAGAAAAAUCCGAGCCAAACUUCAAGAAUAUGGACAAGUUGGUGAUGCAAAUGUGUUCUACUGGUUCCAAAACAGAAAAUCAAGGAGCAAACACAAGCAGCGCCACCUUCAAACAAAAGCUCAACAACAAAAUAAUUCCCAAGCCAUUACUGCUCCAUCUAAUUCUUCUUCAUCAUCCUCUGAUAAAUCCACUGGCCACCAUCAUCAUAACAAGUCUUCUUUGACUUUCUCAAUUGGUUCAUCAAAUGUGAUGGACUUGCUCAAUUCCCCUACUGCUUCAGUGAACCAACAAAACUAUAACAAUGAGUUCUUGAGUACUGAACCUUUCUUUUUUACUGUGCAACCACCACCACCAGCACCAACUCAUGAUCAAUCUACUGCUGCUAUGACACAAGGGUUUUGCUUCCCUGAUUCAACUAGUUUUUCUCACUCUACUUCUGGCCUUUUUCUCAGUGAAUGGAUGGGGAUAAGCCAAGCACCUAGUAGUUCAAAGAAAGCUGAAAAUGAGAAGAUGAAUAAUUUGCAGUACACUGUUACUUCAACUCCAAGUACUAACACUGUUUUUCCUCUUACUACUGGCACUAUUCCAACCAACAGUCACAUUCAAGGGGUGGUGGACCCCAAUGAAGCGGGUCCUGCGAGAUCGAUGGUGUUCAUCAAUGAUGUUGCUUUUGAGGUUGGGAUGGGACCGUUGAAUGUGAGGGAAAUGUUCGGUGAAGAUGCAUUGCUCAUUCAUUCAUCUGGAGAACCGCUAAUUACUAAUGAAUGGGGUCUCACACUUCAGCCACUCCAGCAUGGUGCAUUCUACUACUUGGUUCGCACGUCAACUCCAACUCAUGAUAACACUAUUGAUUUGAUUUAGAAGAUCAGUUGUCGAUGUUGAAGAGAUGGACGCGCGGCGGUCAAGUCAUGUUGUGUUUUUUUUUUUUUCAUCGUCUCUUGAAGAAAAAAGAAAACAAGAAGUAGUAGUAGUAGGGCUUUUAGUCACUGUUUAAUUUGAAGUAGUAGUAGUUAGUAUGUUCCUUGAAGGGACAUUAGUUAUGACAGAAAUUUAAGGACUAGUCUUUGUGUACAAUGUUUCAUGUCAUCACGAAAUGAAACAAUUAUCAUAUUAUUAUAAUAUAAAUGCAUUUUCUGA